This is a messenger RNA of Microthlaspi erraticum, 654 nucleotides long. Lineage: Eukaryota; Viridiplantae; Streptophyta; Magnoliopsida; Brassicales; Brassicaceae. The record is from the annotation of a GenBank genome assembly.
AUGGUGGCUUCUCUCGAGCAGUUGCUAGAUCUCAAGACUGUUAGUUUUGUGGAUAUCGUGAGAUAUCUCAAGGCUUCUGAGGAACGUAUCCUCGAUGAAGAAGAAAGUCAGGAAGAACAGAGUAAGCUAAUGUAUGUGAAUUUGGAGACUCAUGUGAGCUUCCAGAAUAGAGACUUUAGAGGAGAUUCCAGAGGAAGAGGUCGAGGAGGAAGGUUCAUGAGAGGAAGAGGUCGAGGAGGAAGAUUCAUGAGAGGAAGAGGUCGUGGACCUAAUGGAGGAAGAGAUAUAUCAAAAAUCACGUGCUUCUGGUGUGAUAAAUUGGGGCACUUUGCAUCACAAUGCCCUGAUCGCUUGCUCAAGCUACAAGAAACACAUGAAACAAAUGAAAACGAUACAGAAGACGUAGACAAGCUCAUUACGCAUGAAGUGGUCUACCUAAACGAAAAGCAUUGUGUACCAAACAAGUUCAAAACCAACAUCAAUGGAGAGAUGGUUUGGUACCUUGACAAUGGUACUAGCAAUCACAUGACUGGAGAUAGAAGAUACUUUUAUAAGCUUGAUUCAUCUAUCAUCGGAAAAGUGAGAUUCGGAGAUGAUUCAUGUAUUGAUAUCAAAGGGAAGGGUACGAUUGCUUUCACAGAUCUGAAUAGAUGA